GACUGCAGACAUAGUACAGGAGAUGACCAAAGACUGCAGACAUAGUACAGGAGAUGACCAGAGACUGCAGACAUAGUAGAGGAGAUGACCAGAGACUGCGGACAGUACAGGGAUGACCAGAGACUGCGGACACAGUACAGGGAUGACCAGAGACUGCGGACAUAGUACAGGAGAUGACCAGAGACUGCGGACAUAGUACAGGAGAUGACCAGAGACUGCGGACAGUACAGGGGAUGACCAGAGACUGCAGACACAGUACAGGGAUGACCAGAGACUGCGGACACAGUACAGGAGAUGACCAGAGACUGCAGACACAGUACAGGAGAUGACCAGAGACUGCAGACAUAGUACAGGAGAUGACCAGAGACUGCGGACACAGUACAGG
Molecule: messenger RNA, 385 nt
Organism: Staurois parvus
Lineage: Eukaryota; Metazoa; Chordata; Amphibia; Anura; Ranidae
Source: the annotation of a GenBank genome assembly